UGUCUGUAUACACCUUGGCAGCGGUAAUGUGUCAGCUUUGUUUUGCUGCUCGGCAUUCGCGUGUGUUUACAUUUCUACGUGCGCUGUGCAUGCAGUUUUUGUGAGGUGUUUCGCACUCUCCCCAACGAUGGCUAGCGUAAGUUCGGCCAGCUUUGUCCCGAUAAAAACCAAAGCUUCGGCUGCGCUUAAGGAAAAGGCGGACGAAGCGUUCAAGGUGACGGUAUUCGAGCCGAAGAAGGCGGCACUACAGAAAAAGCGAACGGCACAAUCGACCCGACCAAAGGCACCACCGAAGAAGAAAGAGGCAGACAGCGAGAAGCCCAAAUCCGAUGCAGAGGACGACGAUGAGGAUGAUUUAGAUGACAUAUUUUCCGAUCUACCGCGUAGAAAGCCCAAACGUAAGGAAGAUCCAACUGAGUUCGAUAUGUCGAAAGCCCGGCGAGACAUCAUAAACUUUGGCUUCACCGGGUUCGACAAGGAGAGCAAGCACGAGGCCAGCGUGCGGUUGGCCAUUAAGCUGGGGGCAAAACCACCUAAAAAUCAGUACCGAAACUAUCGCGAACUGUUGGAGGAGAAGAAAGCGGUCAAAGAACAGGACGGUGAUACGGCGGCAAAGAGACGGCACGGCCAUAUGGCGUACGGGGCGGUCCAAUCGUACAACAAAUACCAUCAGCGGCAGCGCGAAAAGCAACGCAAUCCAACCUCAAUCAUGAAGCAUUACGGCAAAGCGAAGCCCCGGAUAGGGAACAAAUAAAUAAGAAUUGUACUGAA
This is a messenger RNA of Anopheles stephensi (Asian malaria mosquito), 771 nucleotides long. RefSeq lists its product as uncharacterized. The coding region runs from base 128 to 754 and encodes 208 amino acids. NCBI's taxonomy places the organism in Eukaryota, Metazoa, Arthropoda, Insecta, Diptera, Culicidae. The record is from RefSeq and is a predicted model, not a curated record. The transcript has a single exon.